AUGGUCGAGUAUGCUGAGGUGGCUAUGGGGCCAAAGUACAGCUCUCAUGCUGGACUCCAGUUGUCCGCCCUGCUGCUGGUACUGUGUCUCUUUGCUCUUCAACAACGGGUAGCAGAAUUGGAAAAAAUUAAUGCAGACUUUUUACGUGCACAACAGCAGCUUGAACAAGAAUUUAAUCAAAAGAGAGCAAAGUUUAAGGAGUUAUAUUUGGCUAAAGAGGAGGAUCUGAAAAGGCAAAAUGCAGUGUUACAGGCUGCACAAGAUGAUUUGGGUCAACUUCGGACACAGCUAUGGGAAGCUCAAGCAGAGAUGGAGAAUAUUAAGGCCAUUGCCACAGUCUCUGAGAAUACCAAGCAAGAAGCUAUAGAUGAAGUGAAAAGACAAUGGAGGGAAGAAGUUGCUUCACUUCAGGCUGUAAUGAAAGAAACAGUUCGAGACUAUGAGCAUCAGUUCCACCUUAGGCUGGAGCAGGAGCGAGCACAGUGGACACAGUAUCGAGAAUCUGCAGAAAGAGAAAUAGCUGACUUAAGGAGAAGGCUGUCUGAAGGUCAAGAGGAGGAAAAUUUAGAAAAUGAAAUGAAAAAGGCUCAAGAGGAUGCCGAAAAGCUUCGGUCUGUUGUGAUGCCGAUGGAGAAGGAAAUUGCAGCUUUGAAAGAUAAACUAACAGAAUCUGAAGAUAAAAUUAAAGAGCUGGAGGCCUCAAAGGUCAAGGAACUGAAUCAUUAUCUGGAAGCUGAGAAAUCUUGCAGGACUGACUUAGAGAUGUAUGUGGCUGUACUGAACACUCAGAAAUCUGUUCUACAGGAAGAUGCUGAGAAACUGCGCAAAGAGUUGCAUGAAGUUUGCCACCUCUUGGAACAAGAACGACAACAGCACAACCAGUUAAAACACACGUGGCAGAAGGCCAAUGACCAGUUUUUGGAAUCUCAGCGUUUGCUGAUGAGGGACAUGCAGCGAAUGGAAAUUGUGCUAACUUCAGAACAGCUCCGACAAGUUGAAGAGAUGAAGAAAAAAGAUCAGGAGGAAGAUGAACAACAAAGACUUAAUAAGAGAAAGGAUCAUAAAAAAACAGAUAUUGAGGAAGAAGUAAAAAUACCAGUAGUAUGUGCUUUAACUCAGGAAGAACCUUCAACCCAGUUAUCAAAUGAAGAGGAACAUUUAGACAGUACUCAUGGUUCAGUCCACUCCUUAGAUGCAGACUUACUAUUGCCGUCUGGAGACUCAUUCAGUAAAUCAGACAAUGACAUGUUUAAAGAUGGACUUAGGAGAGCACAGUCUACAGACAGCUUGGGGACCUCGGGCUCAUUGCAAUCCAAAGCUUUAGGCUAUAACUACAAAGCAAAAUCUGCCGGGAACCUAGACGAAUCCGAUUUUGGACCAUUGGUAGGAGCGGAUUCCGUGUCUGAGAACUUUGAUACUGCUUCCCUUGGAUCUCUACAAAUGCCAAGUGGGUUUAUGUUAACCAAAGAUCAGGAAAGAGCGAUCAAAGCGAUGACACCAGAACAAGAAGAGACAGCCUCGCUCCUCUCCAGUGUCACCCAGGGUACAGAAAAUGCUUACGUGUCUCCCAGCGGUUACCGUUUGGUCAGUGAGACGGAAUGGAAUCUCCUGCAGAAAGAGGUACAUAAUGCUGGAAACAAACUUGGUAGACGUUGUGAUAUGUGUUCCAAUUAUGAGAAACAGUUACAAGGAAUUCAGAUUCAGGAGGCUGAAACAAGAGACCAGGUGAAAAAACUACAGGUGAUGUUAAGACAAGCUAAUGAUCAGUUAGAGAAAACAAUGAAAGAUAAACAGGAGCUGGAAGACUUCAUAAAGCAGAGCACUGAAGAGUCAAGUCAUCAAAUCUCUGCACUUGUCCUAAGGGCCCAAGCAUCUGAGAUUUUACUUGAAGAGUUACAACAGGGAUUUUCCCAAGCAAAGAGAGAGGUUCAGGAACAGAUGGCAGUGCUGAUGCAAUCACGGGAACAGGUUUCAGAAGAGCUGGUGAGGUUACAGAAAGAUAAUGACAGUCUCCGGGGAAAGCAUAGUUUGCAUGUGUCCUUACAGCAAGCAGAAGACUUCAUCCUUCCAGACACUGCAGAGGAACUCCGGGAGUUGGUGUUAAAAUACCGUGAGAACAUCAUUAAUGUGAGGACAGCAGCAGACCACAUGGAAGAAAAGUUGAAGGCUGAAAUACUUUUUCUAAAAGAGCAGAUUCAAGCAGAACAGUGUUUAAAAGAAAACCUUGAAGAAACUCUGCAGUUAGAAAUAGAAAACUGCAAAGAAGAAAUAGCUUCCAUUUCUAGCUUGAAAGCUGAAUUAGAAAGAAUAAAAGUAGAAAAAGGGCAGCUGGAGUCCACCUUAAGGGAGAAGUCUCAACUGCUUGAAAGCCUUCAGGAGAUGAAAAGCACUCUGGAAGAACAGCUAAAGAAAGAGACUGCUGCUAAGGUUUCUGUUGAACAGCUGAUGUUUGAGGAGAAGAACAAAGCCCAGAGACUGCAGACAGAAUUAGAUGUCAGUGAACAAGUACAGAGAGAUUUUGUAAAGCUUUCCCAGACCCUUCAGGUACAAUUAGAGAGGAUCCGGCAAGCUGACUCCCUAGAGAGAAUCCGGGCGAUUCUCAAUGAUACCAAACUGACAGACAUUAACCAGCUCCCAGAGACAUGA
This is a messenger RNA of Elephantulus edwardii (Cape elephant shrew), 2646 nucleotides long. RefSeq names its product rabaptin, RAB GTPase binding effector protein 1 (gene RABEP1). Gene Ontology annotation, molecular function: GTPase activator activity; growth factor activity. Gene Ontology annotation, biological process: endocytosis; Golgi to plasma membrane transport. Gene Ontology annotation, cellular component: endocytic vesicle; endosome. Bases 1 to 2646 code for a protein of 881 amino acids. The record is from RefSeq and is a predicted model, not a curated record. NCBI's taxonomy places the organism in Eukaryota, Metazoa, Chordata, Mammalia, Macroscelidea, Macroscelididae. The transcript is spliced from 18 exons.